ACCAGGCGCCAAGUGCCAACGGCCAACUACAUGUUUUAAAAAUUGACAGUUUUUUCUUAGUGUCGGUGUGAGUCAGUUGUUUCAUAUGUUCUUGUUACGAGUUUGUUGUUAAACAAGUUUCUUAUAUUUUAAAAGCUGAAAGAUAGUUCAACAACUACUUUAUUUUCGUGUAUGUAGUUCGAUAAGUGAAAAAUAUGACGACGCAACCAGAAGUUGGGGUUCCCGACUUUGUUCUUCUGGACAAUUUGACAACGGACAAAUUUAUUGAAAAUCUACAUCUCAGAUUCCAGCACAAUAAAAUCUACACGUACAUUGGUGAAGUUUUGGUCUCAGUGAAUCCAUACAAGACCCUUGACAUCUAUGGCGCGCAGCAUAUGGCACAGUACAGAGGCCGGGAGAUGUUCGAAGUAGCUCCACACGUGUACGCUGUUGCAGAUGCAUGCCAGAGGGUUCUGCGUCAACAGGGGAGGGACACGUGCGUGCUUAUAUCUGGAGAGUCGGGCGCUGGCAAAACGGAGGCUUCUAAGUUCAUCAUGAAGUACAUCGCCGCCAAUACAACACAAGUGCACAGGGAAUACAUCGACAGAGUGAAGAACGUUCUAAUACAAUCGAACUCGAUCCUGGAAACAUUUGGGAACGCGAAAACGAACCGUAACGACAACUCCUCUCGUUUUGGCAAAUACAUGGAUAUUAAUUUCGACUAUAAAGGCGAUCCUGUUGGAGGACACAUAAGCAACUAUUUGUUAGAAAAGAGCCGAGUCGUAGGUUUGCAACCUGGCGAAAGGAAUUUCCAUGCCUUCUAUCAGUUGCUGAGCACAAAUAACGCGUACACAAAAAAGUUUGGUUUGAACUCGAGCGCUGUGUACAAGAUAUUGGGCAACGAGCGCACCACCGCACAAGACUCUAAACUCUAUUCCCUUACGAAUAGCGCCUUUAAUGCUCUGGGCUUUGCGUCUGCCGUUGUUGACGACAUAUGGAGUAUUGUGGCCGGUGUUAUUUUGCUGGGUGAGCUGACAUUCUCAGAAACUGGGGAAGGUCAGUUGGUGGUGGGCGGGCCGGUAAGAGCGUGCGUCAACGCUCUGGGAGUGAGUGAGGCGGCGUUACGUAGUGCUUUGGGCGGACGUGUGCUGGCCGCGGGCGGAGAACUCGUCAGCAAAGAUCACUCGUUAGUGGACGCUCACUACACACGUCUGGCACUAGCUAAGGCCGCCUAUGACAGGCUCUUCACCUGGAUCGUGCAACAGAUAAACAAGGCCAUAGAAGUGCCAAGUGGGCAAUGGGGCGGCACCCUCAUUGGAGUACUGGACAUCUACGGCUUUGAAAUCUUCGAGACCAACAGCUUUGAGCAAUUUUGUAUCAACUACUGCAAUGAGAAAUUACAGCAAUUAUUUAUAGAGCUGGUUUUGAAGCAGGAGCAAGAAGAAUACGCUCGUGAGGGCAUCCAAUGGACUCCGGUGGCGUACUUCAAUAACCGCAUCAUUUGUGAGCUGGUUGAAGCACCGCAUCAGGGAAUCAUCGCCAUCAUGGAUGAAGCCUGUCUUAACCCUACUAAGAUAUCCGACCAACAAUUGUUAGAGGCAAUGGAUAAGAGGCUGAGUGGACACAAGCACUACACUUCGCGGCAACUCACACCCAUAGACAAGAAACUCAAACAUGGCGUCGAUUUUCGAAUUACACACUACGCGGGUGACGUGACGUACGCGAUAACAGGCUUCAUGGACAAGAACAAGGACUCCUUGUGGCAGGACCUCAAGCGAUUGCUUCAUUCGUCCAAUGUCGCCUCGCUACGAGACAUGUGGCCCGAGGGUGGGACGAACAUUCAGAAGACAUCAAAACGGCCACCAUCUGCUGCGACACUCUUCCGCAGUUCGAUGUCGGCGUUGGUGCAAGGCCUUCAAACAAAGGAGCCGUUUUACGUGCGAUGCAUUAAGCCUAACUCUUUACAAACACCCAACACCUGGGACGAACAGCUGGUCCGACAUCAGGUGGCGUACUUGGGUUUAGUGGAGAACGUACGCGUACGUCGCGCGGGUUUCGCGUCUCGACAGCGAUACGACCGAUUCCUGAAGCGAUACAAGAUGCUCUCCCAGUACACUUGGCCCAAUUUCCGCGGUACUUCGGAUCGUGACGCUGUCAUGGUGCUGUUAAGAGAUCUGCAAGUCACUGAUGUACAGUUUGGACACACGAAACUUUUUAUUAGAAGCGCCAAAACGAUCCAUGGCUUGGAAGCAGCACGGGCGGAGUUGAUCCCAUCAAUUGUGGUACUACUGCAGAAGCUUUGGCGAGGGACGGUUGCCAGACGGAGAUAUAAGAAGAUGAAGGCCGCGCUUACUAUAUACAAUGCUUGGAAACGCUACAAGUUCCGGCAAUACAUAUCAUCACUUCAGUCAGAGUUAACUCGUGGGCGUGGCGUAAUGAAGUCGUGGCCUGCAGCGCCAAGGGGCGUGGCAGUAGCGCUAAUGCAAGGCGCUUACAGGCGUUGGAGAGCCUAUUUGGUACUCAAGCCGGUACCCCGCGAUCAGUGGCACCAACUCAAGCUCAAGAUAUCCGCUGCUAGUGCGCUUAAAUCGCGUCGCUCGCACUGGGGCGCCAACCGACUUUGGAAGGGAGAUUAUUUGGCUGACCAAACCUAUAACGACAAAGCUUCGGUGUACCGGUCAGCGCUGUCGUCGCUGCAGCGGUCCCAGAACAUUGGCAAGGCGUUGUUCUCGUGUCGGGUCCACAAAUUCAACCGGCAUAACAAGUUGGCGGAGCGCUGUCUGCUCGUCACUACUACAGCGAUUUGCAAACUGGAUGCCAAUACUUUCAAACUACUGAAGAAACCUACGCCUAUUACUGAAGUGGGUGCAAUUCGUGUAAUGAGCAGCGAGGCCCAACUGGUGGUCGUAAGCGUGCCCUCAGCGAGAAAUGACCUUGUAUUGGGACUGGUUUGUCCGCACGAUCAGACCGAUUUGGUGGGGGAACUCAUCGGCGUAUUAGCCAACAGAUACCAUAUGUUGACUGGCAGUGAAGCAAUUGUUGAAGUUGAGAGUGGUGCGACCACGCGUUGUACGUUGGGAGGGAAACAUCGCGCGUUGCAAUUACCCGCAUCCGAACACGCGCCCGUUCAAACCCCAUUCACGCACGCACAUAAUGUCAUCACCUAUCAUCCGGCCUCUGCACGUGCAUAGCAUUCGGACAUACUUCCGGAGUUCUAACGCCCAGGCUUACGGACAAUACGAAACAUCGAUGAGGUAUCGUAAUAGAACGAUUGUUGUACGAGACUGCUACGUGUCCACAUUAUAAGUGACAAAUAACCGUUCAUUUAUAAUACAACGAUUCGUAGUAAUUACGAUUGGUAUUGUAGAUAUAGAAAACUAGGUUUUUAGUAAAG
Molecule: messenger RNA, 3373 nt
Organism: Pieris rapae (cabbage white)
Lineage: Eukaryota; Metazoa; Arthropoda; Insecta; Lepidoptera; Pieridae
Gene: Myo31DF
Product: unconventional myosin ID
Exons: 17
Coding region: 195-3170 (991 amino acids)
Biological process (GO): vesicle transport along actin filament; actin filament organization
Cellular component (GO): vesicle; microvillus; actin cytoskeleton
Molecular function (GO): ATP binding; actin filament binding; microfilament motor activity
Source: RefSeq, a predicted model, not a curated record